Ambispora leptoticha is the source of this 2553-nucleotide messenger RNA. The record is from the annotation of a GenBank genome assembly. NCBI's taxonomy places the organism in Eukaryota, Fungi, Glomeromycota, Glomeromycetes, Archaeosporales, Ambisporaceae.
AUGUCAUUUGCUGAUAUUGAACUCUUUCUUACAAAUACCCCCGCUCCCAGCGGCACUGCUCAAGAUCUAUUUAAUGAAUUACGAUUCGGGCAGCGUGUUUGCCGAGUCGCUUGGUCGGCGCAAAACAUCAUUGCAUGGGUGCUACCAAAGAAGAAAAGUUCCGGCACUACUAUUGAAAUACUCAAACCGUUCCGCAAGCAUAAUUCCAAAAAGAAACAGCCACAACAACGACAAGUUUUUACCAAAUGGACUUUUCCACAGCAAGCAACAACUCCGUCAAUGGUGAUCGAAACGGACGAAUAUCAUUCCGGCAAUGAUAUUGUCAAUGUCGUGUUCAAUCAACUUGGAAAUGGACUGGCAUCGAUCGAUCGAACUGGUAAGAUUGUGGUUUGGACCGUUGAAGAAUUUAUUAAUGAAUGGAAAGAGAUUUGGAAUGUGGAUGUCAAAGAGCCGGUGGUGGCAUUUUGGUGGUUGGCGACUGAACGGAAGUGGGAAUUUUCAAGUACUGGAUAUCGUCGUGCUCCAUUCAAAGGACCCAGAAAUCGUUAUGGAAAUCUGGCUUUCGUUGUUGUUACAUCGAGCGGCAAGGUUUUGUUGUACUAUCAACAAGAAAAAGCGAAAUUCUUGUCUAGUACUGCACAAUUAGAUGUGGAAUCAAACAGUGUUAUUACACAUGCUGAUUACAUGUUAAAUAAUGAUGGACGCUUUAUAUUAUCGACAUACAACGCCAACUCAUUAUCUCAAGUCGCAACAAUUUUUGAAAUUUUUAUCGAUUUAUUACUUCUGGAUGAAAUGAGUCAGAAACACCAUCACCACCUCCAUCACCCCCAAACGAGUCCUCUCCAAUGUUGGAUGAUUGCCAACGUAGACAUAUUAGGACCGAAUAGAGUGUUAAAUAGUAGUAGUGCGGUUGUUGAUGAUCUACAUGCUGAUGAUGGUAAUGGAGGAGGUGGUCCAUUGAUUCAUAUGAAGUUAUUUUCUGCUGUGCCUGAUAGUGAUGCUAUUCGUAUGGUUUUGGUUACUGCGCAGGAGGAAGGGAAUACUAAAGAAAGCAUUUCUUACAACAGUCAUUUAACUUUAUACGAAUUUAAUAAAAGUGAACCAUUUUUGCUCGAAACGGAAGAAAAUAAAAUGUUAAAUAGACGAACUUCGCGGAUUUUGACUCGUAUAAGUAUUCAAAAAAGAUUGAUAACGCAUUUAUGGCAGCAUCAAGAAGAAUUGCUUGUUGGUUUCGAUAAUGGGAAUUUUGAAUUCCGUAGAUGCUCUAAUUUGGAUCCCAUAAUCACGGACAAACCAGCAAUCAUCGCAAACCUAGAAAACAAGUUCCUGCCAACACCAAGCGCUUGGGGAAUCCGAAACAACAAAGGUCGUGAUAAAGACGGUGAUAAUAGCAUUGCAGAAGUAUCAAUCUCACCAAAUGGUACAGUUCUUCUAUGUGCUCGAUCAUCCGGGAAAGUAGAUUUUUUUGAUAUUGCAGAUACUACGAUGUUUUCAUAUCUGAAAACUUAUGAGCAAUCGUCAUCGAUCGUUGAGCUUUUCGCCAGACUGUUGACAUUGUCGAUAUUGAAUAAUGUUGAACAUACAGAUCUGGAAAAUGUGAUCGUUAAACUUGCGCUGGAGCAUGGAAAAAAUGAUUUUAUUGAGCUCGUUCUCGAAAAUACCUUGUCGAAUAUUGAAGGAAUCUUUCCAACAGCACGAACUAAUACUUCGUCGGAUUUUUUUGGUAGAUUGCUAGGAGUACAACUAUCAUUAUUUAAAACAUCAAGCGGUGAAAGUAUUCAAUAUUUGAAUGCAUUAGCAUUUUUGCAGCUUAGAGCCGUAGAUGCGGCGUUUAGAAAUAGCUACGUGAUUCGGAAUCAAUCAAUGAUCUUUUCUUCUGAUGCCUUGCUUUCACUUCUAUAUUUAACUUCAUGGGUUGUAGAUUUUGCUGUGAAUUUAGUGCGGAAUUUAUAUGAACAUUACUUUAGUUUCCCAAAAGAUCGCAAACCAGAAAAAUCACACCUUACCCUUCUAUAUAAUUCUCAAAGCCGCACAUGGCUUAAGAAUGUCUUACAAUAUGUGAGCGACUUCAGAAAAUACAUCGCGUCUAUUGCAGGAUCAAAGAAUAUUCGACGCAUGCGUGACUACCUAGAAAAAGACAUUCUCGAAAAACGUUGUCCAAUCAAGUGGGAUUGUUUGCUUGAAUAUGUCAGUAACGUUACUGACGUAAUUGAAGCAGUGGCAAAAGAUGCACCUGAGUUUACACGUUUAGAAUAUAGUGCGAUGCUUCGGUGCACCGUUCCCCGAGAUUUCCAUACAACCCUUCAGGAAACCGAAAAUCUUUUCAAAACAUUUGUUCAUACAUUUAAACCGAAUGUCGUGUACUUUUAUAAAAAUGAUUGGGCGAAAUUGGUGGAUGUCGUUAACAAAGCUCGUGAUAUUCAUCCGGAUCGUCAAUGCACUCGUUGUGGCUCUUUUUCUUCGACACAUGACCAUAUAAAUAGUCGAUGGUCGAAUAAUUACGUUAGAUCCUGUGUCUGUGGAGGAUUCUGGCGGAAACUUUCUCAGAACUAA